AUGUCAAUGCCGUCUGAUUUUCAGGACGUAAUGCGAAACUUGCUCCUACAAGGGCAGUUCUCUGACAUGGAGAUUAUUUGUCAAGGGAUCACUUUCAAACCUCACCGGGCUAUUGUUUGCACCCAGUCAAGCUACUUCAAUAGCGCAAUUUGUGGCGGUUUCAAGGAAACCAUUGCAAAAGCCAUCAAUCUCCCAGAAGAUAACCCAGGGACUAUUGUGUCUUGUCCUUCCUUUACCUUCGGGAAGCUCGCCACGCCUAAUCCAGAGGACAAAAUGAAGGACACAGAAGAUAAGAAAAUUGCUCUCAACAACAUGGAAGUAUUUAUCUCGGCUGAUAAAUUCGGAAUCAUUCCAUUGAAGUCCCUGGCUACCCAAAAUUUCUCUCGAUGGGCAACUGCAAAUUGGAACUCUCCAGUAUUUCCGGGUGUCGUUCGGGAAGUCAUGACCUCAGUGCCUUCACAUGAAUUAAGUCGUCGAGAAAGUAUUGUCGAAGUUCUCUCGGCGCACAUCUUUGAUCUUAUCGAAAGCCCAGAGAUGCUUGAUGUCUUGAACUCUUUUGGAUGCCUUGGGUCACUGAUCAUCGCGGCAUUAGUCCGGAAGGGACAGGUAAAUCAUCCCAACGAACAUGACAUUUUUCGAGGAUUAGUUCGGAAUCUCAACUCUCGUCACAAAUGCAGACAUUGUGCAACGUCUUUCAAUGUGAGGAUAGAAGGCGGGGAGUAUCUAAAGGGAGUUUUCCGCUGCGCUAGUUGUAAUUCACGACACUGA
This is a messenger RNA of Penicillium vulpinum, 768 nucleotides long. Its product is annotated as BTB/POZ domain-containing protein. Lineage: Eukaryota; Fungi; Ascomycota; Eurotiomycetes; Eurotiales; Aspergillaceae. The record is from RefSeq and is a predicted model, not a curated record. The transcript is spliced from 3 exons. The coding region runs from base 1 to 768 and encodes 255 amino acids. Gene Ontology annotation, molecular function: protein binding.